GCAACAAAAACAACACAAACAAGCACGUGCGUGGAUCGGCCCACUUGCGCGGGGGAAGUGUUUCUACAAAAUUUCCUUAUUUUCCCGUGGCCAGAAACCGUGUUUCUUCUUUUUUCACCAUAAAGUCCCCCCACACACGCCACAAUGAGCGAGCUAGUCGAGUUGCGCCGUGAGCAGGCGAUCCGCGAGUACGAGUGCAUGAAGCACCUGAACCUGUUUACCGACGCAGAGAUCCAAAGCAUCAAAAACAAGCGCCACUAUCACGAUUUCAAGAUCGAGCGGCGCACAAAGCGUUUGUCCGACUUUAUCAACUACAUCGCGUACGAGUGCAACGUGUUUCAUCUGCUGCUGCAGCGCCGCCAAAAGCUACACAUCAGCGCGGAAUGGACCAGCCUGGAGCAGAGCAUCCACCAGCGGGUGCGGGUGCUGUACAAGCGGGCAAUGGCCCGGUUCGCGGCCGAGUAUCGCGUCUGGACCCACUUCCUGCAGUACUGCCAGAUGCGCCGGUUCUUCACCGAAGGGUCGCGCGUGCUCGACCAAAUGCUGGGCUACCACGGCGACAAACCGAAGGCGUGGCUGUGCGCGAUCGAGUGGGAGUACCGGCAGGCAAACAACGCGGCCCGGGCCAAACACUACAUGCUGCGCGGUCUGCAGCGCCAUCCGGAGUGCCGCGAGCUGGCGAUUGGCUUCAUCGGGAUUCAGCUGGAGGAGGGCAAGAAAGUGGUGGAAAAAGCACGCGAAAGCAAGCAAGGACUGGUGGUGAAGGGUAAAGGGAACGAUCCACCGCUGGACGAGCCGCAAGAGCUGGAACUGGAGAAAGCGCUCAAAACGGCGCAGGUGGUGUACAGGAACUUUGAGCAUAAGGAUAUGCGGUUUUACGAACAACUGCUGAAGGAGUUGAAGGAGCACUGCCCGCUGUCGAAUGCGCUGGCAAGACAAGCGGUAGCGGAAAUGCGCGAAACGCUCACGGACCAGGAAGCCAUGUGGCAUCUGCUGGCGAAGCUUGAGCUCGAGGGAGAUGCGUUCGUGAUGAAGGAAGCAGAGCAAACGAAACCGCACGAACGGUUGGCAAGGUGUCUCGCCGUGUAUAAGGAAGCGGUCGAACGGUUGCCGACGAAGAAAAUGCACAGUCUGUGCAUUGAUACGAUGCUUCAGCUGAACUCCUUGGAGGAGUCGGAGCACGAUGAGAAAGCGAAGCGGAAAGCGCUUGCCGGUGCGUUCAAGCGAGCGCUCAUCGAUGAUCUGCUCGACGAGGAUAAGCUGCUGCAGUACUUGAAGCUGCUGCUACACAACAGCAACCCCAACGAGGAGCUGGUCAUGAAGGUGAUCAACAAAGGGCUGGAACAGUAUCCCGCCUCGGUCGACGUUUGGUCGGCUUAUCUGCGCUAUCAAAUCCUGCAGGAAGUGGGCGCAGACGAGCUGGAGCGCACGUUCCGCAAAGCCCUCAACACACUCCCCGAACGUGUCAGUCGGCUGGUGCUGUGGAAGCAAAUGUUUCAAUACUACAGCGAGCGGCCCGCUUUGCAGGGCACACUGGAGCAGCUGUUUCGACGGGCCAUCGACCAGGAGCCGGACAUUUCGAACCACUAUCAGCCACUGUACCUCGACUACCUGAUGGCGUCGGUCGGCGAGAAUCUGGCCAAGGUGCGGAGCGAGUACCAGCGGCUGGUCAGGAACUACACCACCCCGCUCGAGCUGCACACGAAGAUGGCAAGCUUGGAAUCGUCCCAAACGCCGCCCGACGUUAGCGAGUGGCGCAAAUGUUACGAGCACAUGACGCUGUUCUAUGGCAAGCAGGAUGCCACCGUAUGGCUGCAGUACGUGCAGUUCGAGCGGGAUCACGGGCAGCCGAAGCACAUGCAGUCACUGUACGAGCGGGCAAAGGGUGCGCUGGACGAAGAUUCGUUCGCGACCUUCAUGGCGGAGUACGAGCUUAUUCGCAACCCGUACAUCGUUCGUUAUUAAUUCCAAUCCUGCCAAAUCAUCAUCAUCAUCGUCCGGGCUGAGAAAGCUAUCGAAGCAGGCGUUUUCUUUUGUGUUUGUACUGCUUGUUGGCUGUUGCUUCGCCGGGACAGCGGGGCUAGAGCGCUGCACAAACCCAUCUAGUGUGCCUUUUCUCGGUCCACCACCGGGUGAGAGGGAUUUGUUAAGGAAUGGUUCUAUAUUCCCUGCAUUGCAGGGCGCCUGCACGCUGGAUGCGUCGGAGAAAUCCUCAUUGCACAGGCCAACGCGGCUGAGCGUUUCCUGCUUGCGCUGCAACAUCGUCCAGAUGAUGUCGUCGGCCGUUUUCUUCGCGAGAAGGUAGCGCACGGUGACAUUAUCCGCCUGGCCGAUACGGUGGGCGCGGCUUUCGGCCUGUGCUAGGGUCUGGAGGGGGGAGAUUAUGAUAAAGAACGUUUGGAAAUAAAGGGGAAAUGGGUGUCACCUACACUUGGGUUCCAAUCGAGCUCGGCAAACAGCACCAAAUGAGCCGCGGUAAGUGUAAUGCCCGCAUUACACGCUUUCAGUGAGAGGACAGCGGCGCGGCAGGUUGCUUUCGAUUGGAAUCUUUCCACCAAUGCCUGGAGGAGGGUUUGAAA
This is a messenger RNA of Anopheles gambiae (African malaria mosquito), 2579 nucleotides long. Its product is annotated as U3 small nucleolar RNA-associated protein 6 homolog. The record is from RefSeq and is a predicted model, not a curated record. Gene Ontology annotation, biological process: maturation of SSU-rRNA from tricistronic rRNA transcript (SSU-rRNA, 5.8S rRNA, LSU-rRNA). The coding region runs from base 145 to 1965 and encodes 606 amino acids. Gene Ontology annotation, molecular function: snoRNA binding; protein binding. Lineage: Eukaryota; Metazoa; Arthropoda; Insecta; Diptera; Culicidae. The transcript has 2 exons. Gene Ontology annotation, cellular component: Pwp2p-containing subcomplex of 90S preribosome; small-subunit processome.